Acanthaster planci (crown-of-thorns starfish) is the source of this 5272-nucleotide messenger RNA. Its product is annotated as retinal guanylyl cyclase 2-like. Lineage: Eukaryota; Metazoa; Echinodermata; Asteroidea; Valvatida; Acanthasteridae. Gene Ontology annotation, biological process: intracellular signal transduction; protein phosphorylation; cGMP biosynthetic process. The record is from RefSeq and is a predicted model, not a curated record. Gene Ontology annotation, molecular function: peptide receptor activity; adenylate cyclase activity; ATP binding. Gene Ontology annotation, cellular component: plasma membrane.
GAAGUCGGCGGCCGACAACUUGUCAAGAGACGUUCUCAAAACGGACUCCAAGAUUUUGUUUUUGCGAAUCAAAGGUCGAUAUUAUUCCAACUGAAUAGAGUCCUUGCUUACAAUGCAAUGUAAAGAUUUUCAGACCAGUUUCGUUUGUCUGACGUUGGAUGUGUGGUUCGGUUAUUGCCAAGAAUUCUUGUGUUCAAGUACCCAGUACCACCGAUGAUGUAAUUCGCCGUUAUCCUCAUGCUUAACUAUCUGCAUCUUGCGUUACUGUCCUAUUUUCUUACAAUGGCCAGCAGUUACAUGAGCACCUAUACUCUGGAAGCUCUAGCCCCGGUGAACUGUUCGUCCAUAUACUCCAGCGCCUUGGCCGACGUUUCAGCUAGGCUUGCCUUGGGGGAUAUCAACGCUUCAACUCCUGGGAUCAUACCGGCCAACGUCACGCUGGCACUCCGCGUACGGGAGACUCACUGCUCCUCGAACAAGGAGCUAUUGUCGGUGGCGGCGUUGGCUUUGGACACGGACCUGGAUGCCAUUUUAGGCCCUGUACACUGGAUGUCCUGCGACCCAGCAGCUCGGCUGGCCGAAGCUCGAGGUGUGCCUCUCGCUUCCUGGUCUUGUACCGAUACCAGACUUGCUGACCAUAACGCCUACCCAGCUUUCAUAAGGAUGAGCGUAUCAGACGCCGAAGUUGCCAGAGCCUUUCUGGCGACGGUGGAUCAUUUCGGCUGGAAGUACUCCGCGAUCCUUGCACUGGAUGAGCCCCAAUGGACAAUUCUUGCCAUUGAGAUUAAAAAUUCAUUGAAUGAGGGUGGAUAUGUCGUAGAACAAUUUCUGACUGUAACUGUCGGAGCGGCUGAUGACGAAUUCAAGACUGCCUUGAAGAAAAUCUUUUCACCCGUUAAAGCAAUAAUAGUAUGCAUGCCCUCCCCUGCUCUUGGGACAGACGACCAGAACAACUUACUACUCGCUGCAUCAGAUCUCGACAUGACCACUGGUAGUUACGCUUUUUUCCUCGUUAGUACACUAUUUGGGGUUCGGCUGGAGACCCAUAACUGGUUCAGAUCACACCAAACCAGUCAGAACCGGCUGAAGUCAGCUUACGAGGCAGCGUUUGUACUGACGGUGCAACCAGCUGGUCUGGGGACGCGUUACGAGCAAGGAAUGGACAGAUUUCAUAAGACACUGGACGGCGAGCCGUUUGCCAGUAAGAUUGCAGGUCAUGAGGUUUCUACGCUGUUCGGUUAUGUCUACGACUCCGUGUAUCUCUAUGCAAGAGCCGUCGGCUCUACUUGGAAAACUGUUAAACCGUCUCCCACGGCUGUUUGGGCCGCCAUGCGCAAUCUCACAUUCGAGGGCAUCUCGGGAAAUGUCACAAUUGACGCCGAGGGUGCUCGGGUCUUUGAGUUUGUUCUUCUGGACUACAAAGCAGAGUCCCAAAGAUUUGGGGUCGUCAAAACUAUUGAGCGGGCAGAUGACAAGAGUGAUAUGGGAGAGGGUCAAUAUUUAGUCCGAGAAUUGGCGGGAAGUGAAGUGCAAUGGCCACAAGGCAGUGUGCUUGGUCCAGAUGAACAGUGCAUUUUGGACGGUACUGUUUGCCCCACUGACAUCCCUGGAGGUCCAGUAGUGUCCACUGUGAUAGCCGCAGUAGGGGGCGCCCUAGGCGUAUGUCUGGCUAUAUCAGUUGCCAUAGCAGUGGUUAUUGUUGUCAGGAGACGGAUGUUAAAAUCAGAAAUGGCCAGCGGUUUGAACAAGGUCCUUAUGACGGAAGGAGACUUGAUGUUUGAGCGGUCGUCGGGGGAAUUCGGAAGCUCACGGGGUAUUCCGGAUAGUAGAAGGACUCAAGGGAGCCAACAGACACUCAAGGAAAGAUCCAUCCAUUCAGGUCAAAGAAAGGAAUCCGUCCCAGCCAAGAUCGAAAUCACUAAGCGCUACAAAGUGGCCCGUUAUAAUGGAGAACUGGUUUUUGUCAAGAACAUUAAAAGGCCAACGUUCGAAAUAAAAAGCUCACUACUGCGACAGAUGAAGUCGGUCCGCGAUUUACGACACGAAAACAUCAACCCUUUUAUUGGCUGUUACUCAGAGCCAGGCGAUUACUACUGGGUGUAUGAAUAUUGUACCCGAAUGAGCCUCAGGGAUAUCUACAGUAAUGAAAACUUAAAAUUGGAUUGGACUUUCAAAUCCUCUUUACUAGUGGAUCUAGUCUCAGGAAUGCGGUAUUUGCAUGAUAGUCCCGUCAAGCAACAUGGUCGACUGACGUCAUCAAAUUGCGUCAUCGACAGCAGAUGGGUUCUGAAAGUGACCGAUUAUGGAAUCCCUGCCAUGUUGUCGACACAGGGCCAUAGCGACGAGAUUGUUUAUGAAGAGCCUGAAGAUUUAUUGUGGACUGCACCUGAGCUUCUUCGCGAUCCCGUCUUAAAGAGGACAGGAACGCCAAAGGGUGAUUUCUACAGCUUUGCCAUUAUCCUGUCGGAAGUCCUGACGAGAGCUGAGCCGUUCUCCAUGCUAAACAUUACUCCAAAAGAAAUAGUUGCCAAAGUCCGGAAGCCUCCACCUCUUUGUCGACCCUCUGUGUCUCAGAAUGAAGCACCAAGAGAAGUGAUUGAAAUCAUGAAGCAGUGUUGGUCUGAGAUGCCUGAUAUGAGGCUAGACUUUGGCUUCAUUUACCAAGAAUUCAAGAAACUCAACAGAGGAAGACGGGCCAACAUUGUGGACUCCAUGUUUAAGAUGCUUGAAUACUCCAAUCAUCUGGAGGACCUGAUCCGGGAGAGAACGGCAGAGCUGGAUGAGGAGAAGGCUAAAACAGAUAUGCUUCUCAACCGGAUGCUUCCACCGAGUGUUGCUUCGGAAUUGAAGGCAGGCCGCACUGUACCUCCAGUCAGUUUCUCCAGUGUCACCAUCUUCUUCUCUGACAUCGUUGGCUUCACAACAAUCUCAGCUCAGAGCACCCCUUUUCAAGUGGUCGACUUCCUGAAUGAUUUGUACACGGCCUUCGAUGACACACUGACCUACCACGACGUGUACAAGGUUGAGACCAUCGGUGAUGCGUACAUGGUUGCCAGCGGCUUACCAAUUACAAAUGGGGACAAACAUGCCGGCGAGAUUGCCAAUCUAGCCCUGGACCUUCUGCAUGUUGCAGGCUUCCAGUUCACUAUCAGACACAUGCCUCAUGUGCCGCUCCGAUUGCGAAUCGGCAUCCAUUCAGGGCACUGUGCAGCGGGUGUGGUUGGUCUUGCAAUGCCAAGAUAUUGUCUAUUCGGUGACACAAUCAACACAGCAUCUCGAAUGGAGUCUAAUGGCAUGGCGUUUCGCAUCCACGUUAGCCAAUCCACCCUGACGAUUCUUGAAGACCUUGGUGGAUACCAAGUCGAACUCAGGGGAGACGUGUACUUAAAGGGGAAAGGCAUGGCGCGGACAUAUUGGUUAGUAGGAAGGAGUGGCUUCACAAAACCACUGCCUGAUUGGAAGAGUGCCAUAGAACCGGAAGUGCAAACUCCGGCCAUUCCUCCUGAUCCACCAUCAACGAUUGUAACAUCCACCAUCAAUCAAACUACAUCCGAUAUUCAGCCGACGGACAGCUUAUUAAAUGGAAGACAGCGUGUUGGCUCAGUGUCUAGUCUCUUGACUGUCCCUGACGGUGCCUCCGACGCUGAGGUAGAACCAGACGACAAUUCGUCCCUCUCCAACGAUGAGGGUGUUUUGGCGACCGAAAUGACAACGACUUUAUAUUCGCGCACCAGGGAUUACUUGAGCAACAUGUCAAGUAGCAGGCCAGGUAGUGGCAUCAGCUUGGCCAAUCCGAGUAGUCGCCCCUCUAGCCGGCCCGGUAGCGCCUCCUGGAGUGCCGUCGAUCCUUCCAGCCGUCCGACUAGUCGUCUUUCUAGCCGUUUGUCUAAUUUCCUUGCCAGUAGCCGUCCGUCCAGCCGUUCCCCAUCACCUGCGUCAAGGUGCAGUAGCUCGCCCAAGCGACGUGUGCAUAUCGUCAUUACAGACUCUGACAUCACAACCAAUGUCACAGCAAAUGCGUAACUUCAAGUUCAAAAGUCACUGACCACGUAAUCAGCAUAAUAGCAUUGAUGCCCAUUGAUGCCGAAGCAUCAUUUAUAUCCCGCUUGGCUGUUUCUAAUAGCAGCAUAGUUAUGUAAUCGAUUUAAGUCGGAACAGUUUUACAACAAAUCAGCAAUUUUUCUAUUCGAUUGUUGUUUUGGUAGCUUCGAUCUUAGCUUACAUUUUUUCAGCUUAGUUUUGAUUCUAAAAUUGCUUUCAUUUGCCAUCUAAUAUAAACGAACUUAAUCACAAGCUUCACCCCAGUUAGAAGUUCCUUAUUAUUAUUGCUUAACACGACUACGGUUUCUCUAUCAUGAUAAUUUUAAACUAACAGUUUUUGUCUUUUUAAAUUUACAUAAUACCAUUCUUCAUUUUUAAAUUCAAUUAUUCUCACAAUUUACAUAGAUAAUGGCUACAUACAAAUUCUUUUUUGGAUUAUCUGGAAAAUGGCUGAUGUUUCUGUAGUUUUUGAGAAGCUUGCGGGCCCUAGUCAGGUCUGAAAUAAGUUAAUUUGAAUCUACUAGAAAGACAAGCUCUGAUGACAGCCAUAUAGAAGAGGGGGUUAGUUAAAGAGUGAGUGAUUGUGAGUCUGUGGGUUAUUGGAGGGAACAAAUGUGAGAGUGUGGGACACAUCUGUGAGUACAUAGACCUGUGAAAUGAGUUAUCAAUAAUGGUUUCAUCUGAGGAUUUAAAUUUGAUUUCGAUUCAUAAGCUUGCCAUAAUCAUAACGGAAGUGAUUUUAUUAGCGAGUUGGAACAAUACCAACAUCUUGCCACAAAAGAACAAAUUUAUCGCUAAGAGAUCAAAGUAAUUUAAAUUUCGUAACAUUUAAAUUAUAGGAGAAUUGAUUCAGGAUGUUUAGUUAAGAAUUAUGUGUGUGCUUUUAUAUAACACUUAACGUGCAAUAAGUAAAAUAAUGCUGUGCGACAUUCGUGUAUGAAGAAAUUAACUUAUUUGGACAGACAAGUUCAUGUAUUUAUUUUGAAAGUUUAUUUUCAUGACUAGUAUCAAAACGUAUCAAAUACUGAUGUACAGGAGACUAAAAAAUACCCAAAUGAUAUUGGUCACCAUGUUGCACUAUUUUUGUAUGCACUGUUUAUACUCUUCAUGACACAAAAAAGAAAUUAUGCGUGUAUGAACAAUAAUUUAUCAGUUUCAUUCUUUGUCAAUCAGACUUGAAUAAAAUAUAUUGUGCAAUGGAAUUAAUAUAUAAGUGAGAAAGUAGAACGAU